This is a messenger RNA of Saccharomyces eubayanus, 2001 nucleotides long. RefSeq names its product RNA-binding RNA processing protein NOP9 (gene NOP9). The record is from RefSeq and is a predicted model, not a curated record. NCBI's taxonomy places the organism in Eukaryota, Fungi, Ascomycota, Saccharomycetes, Saccharomycetales, Saccharomycetaceae. Gene Ontology annotation, molecular function: RNA binding. Gene Ontology annotation, biological process: endonucleolytic cleavage to generate mature 5'-end of SSU-rRNA from (SSU-rRNA, 5.8S rRNA, LSU-rRNA); ribosomal small subunit export from nucleus; endonucleolytic cleavage in ITS1 to separate SSU-rRNA from 5.8S rRNA and LSU-rRNA from tricistronic rRNA transcript (SSU-rRNA, 5.8S rRNA, LSU-rRNA). The transcript has a single exon. Gene Ontology annotation, cellular component: preribosome, small subunit precursor; 90S preribosome; nucleolus. Bases 1 to 2001 code for a protein of 666 amino acids.
AUGGGAAAUACAAAGACAAGAGGUAGAAGACAUCAAGAGAAACAAAAGAAGGACGAAUUUGAGCCUAGUUCAACUGCUGUAAAGAAUCAUAUUCAGGAUGAAGAACCGGCUUACACUGACGAUUCAGGGAACAAAGAAGAUCAGCCACAAAUGUUUUUUGGGGUAUUAGAUAGAGAAGAGCUGGAAUAUUUCAAGCAAGCAGAAUCAACCUUACAAUUAGAUGCUUUCGAAACACCUGAGGAAAAGUUUCAAUUUGUUACAAGCAUUAUCGAAGAAGCAAAAGGUAAGGAAUUAAAAUUGGUUACAUCUCAAAUUACUUCGAAGCUAAUGGAACGUAUCAUCUUGGAAUGUGAUGAAUCUCAAUUAAAGAGUAUUUUUCAGUCCUUCAAUGGUGCUUUCUUUGGCUCGUCAUGUCAUAAAUAUGCUUCCCAUGUCUUAGAAACUCUGUUUGUUAGGAGCGCCGCUUUGCUAGAAAGAGAACUUUUAACACCAAGCUUCGAUACCGAUGAAAAAGAUGGACCUCACGUGACCAUGGAGAAUAUGUUCCUCUUUAUGUUGAACGAGUUGAAACCUCAUUUGAAAAUGAUGGUUAACCAUCAAUAUGGAUCGCAUGUGUUAAGACUGCUAAUAUUAAUCUUGUCUUCCAAAACUUUACCUAACUCGACUAAAACUAACUCCACACUGCGUUCUAAAAAAUCAAAAAUUGCAAGAAAAAUGAUUGACAUUAAAGAUAACGACGACUUCAAUAAAGUCUACCAAACACCGGAAUCUUUCAAAUCUGAGCUUCGUGACAUCAUAACAACUUUAUAUAAAAGCUUUACCAAUGGUGCUGAAGCACGCUCAGAUGUUUCCCAAUCAAUAGUAACCAAAUUCAGAGAAUAUUGUGUAGAUAAAAUCGCUUCUCCUGUGAUCCAAUUAAUUAUUCAGGUCGAAGGUAUUUUUGACAGAGACCGUUCCUUUUGGAGACUGGUUUUCAAUACAGCAGACGAAAAAGACCCUAAGGAGGAGUCUUUCGUUGAAUACUUACUGUCUGAUCCCGUUGGAUCUCAUUUCCUGGAAAAUGUGAUCGCUUCUGCUAGAUUAAAAUACGUUGAAAGACUUUACCGUUUAUAUAUGAAAGAUCGUAUUGUAAAGCUAGCCAAAAGAGAUACAACGGGUGCCUUUGUGGUUCGGGCCCUAUUAGAACAGUUGAAGGAUAAGGACGUGAAACAGAUAUUGGAUGCGGUGGUUCCUGAUUUGAGUAUGCUUUUAAACUCAAAUAUGGAUUUUGGUACUGCUAUCAUCAACGCAAGUAAUAAACAAGGCAAUUAUUUAAGAGAUGACGUAAUUGCUCAAUUGGUGCAAAAAUAUUAUCCAGAAAAGUCAGAAACGAAGAACAUCUUAGAGAGCUGUUUAUCAUUGAGUUCGUCCACUUUGGGGAAUACCAGGGAUGACUGGCCGACGGCUGAUGAAAGAAGGCGAUCGAUUUUUUUGGAACAAUUAAUUGACUAUGACGACAAGUUCCUGAAUAUCACAAUUGAUAGUAUGCUAGCCUUGCCUGAAGAACGCCUCAUGCAAAUGUGUUACCACGGGGUGUUUUCACAUGUCGUUGAGCAUGUUCUACAAACUACCAGGGUGGAAACAAUCAAAAGAAAGUUACUGUUGAAUAUACUGUGUAAACAGUCUGUAAAUUUAUCAUGCAAUGCGUAUGGCUCUCAUAUAAUGGACAAAUUAUGGGAAUUUACGACGAAGUUGACACUAUAUAAGGAGCGCAUUGCUAGCGCAUUAGUUAGAGAAACGGAAAAAGUUAAAAAUAGUACUUACGGAAGACAAGUCUGGAAAAAUUGGAAAUUGGAACUUUAUGUCAGAAAAAUGUGGGAUUGGAAAAGAUUAAUCAAAGAGCAAGAAUUCGAAAUUUUCCCAGAUUCUAAACCAUUACAACCAAAAGCAGAAAAACAUUCAAGAGAGAGGGAUAAUUCAAAAGAAAGAAGUACCUUCAAAAAGCAAAAGCAACAUAGAUAA